Messenger RNA from Aedes albopictus (Asian tiger mosquito), 4044 nucleotides. RefSeq lists its product as uncharacterized. The coding region runs from base 646 to 4044 and encodes 1132 amino acids. NCBI's taxonomy places the organism in Eukaryota, Metazoa, Arthropoda, Insecta, Diptera, Culicidae. The record is from RefSeq and is a predicted model, not a curated record. The transcript has 2 exons.
ACGGCUUUUGUGACGCCCCUCGGGCGAUACGCACCUUACAUCGUCGACCUUGGUUCGUCGACCGUCGGUACAAUUGACAUUCUAUUGUCCGAUAGGACGAUUGACGUGAUCACUGGAUAUGACAGCAAAGGAGUUGAGAAAAAUGCUGAUUCAUGAUGAUGUGUGGAAUAUGCAGUGAAAAAUCAGAAAACUAUUUGAGAAUAAUUCGUGCCUAUAAUUGAAUUCCGUGAAAUGUUCUUAAUCUAGUUAAAAAUAGCUAUUACCUGCGUUAAAUUCUUAGUCAACAAGUGACUAGUAAUCAAUUUGUUAUUCUAAAAAUUGUUUAUCCUACAACUUAAUAUCUAACUUAUCAAGGUAAGAACACAUAAGUGAAUGGAUCAAAAUAUAUCCUAAACGUUAUAAAUCUAAUGUUUCAUGCAGCUAAACUUAAGUACGGAGGAGACCUGAUCCAGACAAUUGAGGUAGAAGAGAUUUGAGAGGCACUAAACGUAAGCAAAAUGAAUUAAAAUGUCAAUCUCGUAAUAACAAAACUUUAUAUUAAAGGAAAUUUUAACCAGCCAAAAGUUCGCGUUGGUUCAUUUUUUCGGAAGACGAUCCCUCCAGUUGGCGCGGCCAACAUAUUAAAAUUUCGUUUACCCCGGAACGAUGUCGGAUCCAGGUAUGGAUGCUGCGAAGAAGACCAAAGGUAAGCAGCAGAAGUCUCCUCCUAGUAUAAGGUCAGUAAAUAAAGAACCCCCCAAAGACCCGUCUAAACAGACCCAGAACAAAGCCUCGAAAAGCGACAUCGUCGCCAGUUCGACCUCUAAACCUCUAAAUCCCCCUAAAUCAAACCCUCAAUCCACCAUUUCGGCUGAAAAGAGUUGUGCGUUAUGCGAAAACCCGGUCAAUGAGCGUAUGGUGCAAUGCAAUACAUGUGACGUGUGGCAUCAUUUCUCGUGCGUGAGUGUUUCCGAGGAUAUCAAGGGCUACAAUUGGACCUGCUUGAAAUGCGAUACCGCGAAGGCAGCCAAAGGUGCGAUUCCACGGAAGAUGAUAACGCGAGCUGCAGCUGCAAAAGGUGUAAAGAAGGCAAAUCGGAAGGAGGGGCAGACAGAUGGAGUGAACGAGCAGACGAAAGAGGCCGAUGAGCUAGCCGAUGCAGUCGGAGGGUCAGCUCCAAGCUUGAAAGCGAGCCGGGCCGGUUCCGUAGUUUCAGCAGCAUCACGAAAGUCGGCGAAAGCUCGUUUGGAUGUGGAACUGCAGCAGAUCAAAGCUGAGGAGGAGUUGAUGCGAGAAGAAAUGCAACGGAAGCGAGAAUUGGCGAAGAAGAAGUUCGAGGUCCUGAAGGAGAUGGCUGAUCUGGAAGGUAGUGGCGAAUCCGCUGUUGAUCAGCCGAAUGUCGUCAAUAAAGUAGAGCACUGGUUGAAGCGUCACAGCGAGAUCCGUGAAAAGGGCAAGCAGUCGUACAAGGAAGCCAGAGAUUAUGAUUCUGAAGACGGCGUGGAAACCGAGGCUUCGAGUGAUAUUUCAGCCUCUGGUAGCGAAUCAGAUAGUGACGAAGAGACGUCGACGGACAACGGAGCGGAUCGAGAUGGUAGAGCAGAUGGAGCGCAAUCCGUCGGAGAGCUCGUAGGCCGAAGGCAUCUCAGGCCUAAAAUGACCUCGACCAGGAAGGUCCCGAAAGAUGGAAGUAGCAACCGAUCUGGAACGGAGCGACAACAAUCAUUGCGGAGCGACAGGAAGCUUUCGAAGGAUGAACUAGCAGCCCGUCAAGUUGUUCCUCGUGAACUGCCGAAGUUUAACGGUAAUCCGGAGGAAUGGCCGAUGUUUGUGUCAACGUACGAAGAUACUUCAGCCAUGUGUGGAUACACGGACGCCGAAAACAUGAUUCGCCUCAGGAACUGUUUGAAGGGAGAUGCGUUCAACGCUGUCCGAAGUUUUUUGAUGCGGCCUGAAACCGUGGGAAGAGCGAUCAGUGCGUUGAAGCUGCGGUUUGGCAGACCGGAGACGAUUAUCGACUACUUAAAGGAGAAAAUAAUAGCAAUGCCGAUCAUCAAGCCGGACGCGAUGGACAAGCUGGUCGACUUUGCGCUGGAAGUUCAAAACCUCAGUGCUACGAUAGAAGCUUGCGGAGAGAAGCAGUACAUGUGUGAUACGACGUUGCUGAAGGAAUUCGAGAAGAAGUUGCCACCGCAAAUUAGACUGGACUGGGCCCGAUACAAGAGGAAGUUGCGGAAAGUGAAGCUGUCCACGUUUAGCCGGUGGAUAUACAACCUAGCAGAGGACGUGAACGUGGUUUUCGAGCCGCAGUACCGUGGAAGCAAGACGCAGGAGUUCAGAGCAGUUCGUAAGGAGAAAUACGUUAACACUCACGCAGAAGUUCCAGUCAAGGAAAGAAGUCAGCCAGCUCGGACAACGCAGCAGUCAGCAAUCGUAGGAAGCGGAGAUAACAAACCCUGUCCGGCCUGCAAAGGCGAUUGCAAAUGUCUGGCGAAAUGCAAGAGGUUCCUGGAGUUGUCUUAUGAGUCGAAAUGGGCAACUGUUCGUGGUUUCAAUUUCUGCCGCAAGUGUCUUCGGCAGCACAAAGGUGGCUGUAAUUCUGGAGAAUGUGGGAAGAACGGUUGCACCUUCAAGCAUCAUGUAUUGCUUCACAAGGAUUUCGCUGCACCCGCUACAACGAGCAAAGACACGUCCAACGUAGGCGGAUCUCCAAAGCAGAAUGAAGAACGCAAUGUCAACACGCAUCGAUCGGAUACGGGUCCAGGUUCGUUUCGCUAUUUGCCGGUGACUCUGUUUGGCGACGGAGUACAAGUCAGCUGUCACGCCUUCUUAGACGACGGAUCGGAGUUAACUCUCAUCGAUCAGCAGCUUGCGGAGGACCUGAAGCUCUUUGGAACGGUUCUUCCCCUCUGCCUGAAAUGGACGGGAGGUACCCAUCGCUACGAAUCUGACUCACAGAGUAUCAACGUCGAAAUAUGCGGAAAGGAUGGAAAGCGGACGUUAUUGCAGGACGUGAGGACUGUCGAAGAGCUGCAACUGCCGUACCAGUCACUAGAUAUGGACCAACUCUCGGAGCGGCACGGCUACCUGCGUGGUCUGCCCGUGGACUCGUAUUGUAACGUUCGUCCACGAAUACUGAUUGGAUUGAAGCAUGCCAACCUAAUGCUGGUGCGAAGGAGUCGUGAAGGCAAGAUGGGUGAGCCAAUCGCCGUCAAAACCAAUCUUGGCUGGACUGUAUACGGUGGCUGGGCAUCGCAAGACUCUUCGAGUACAGCCAGUCAUACGUACCACAUCUGCUCCUGCAACGAACCAGGCCUGACGCAUCUGAAUCAGAUGGUGAAAGAUUACUUCUCCAUGGAUAGUUUGGUAGUUCAACCGAGUCACGCUGGACGGCUUUCUAAAGACGAUGAACGCGCCAUGGCUCUUCUGGAAUCUCGCACUCACUUCAACGGAGAACGUUACGAAGCCGGCCUGUUAUGGCGGUCCGACAAAAUCCGUCUGCCGGACAACAAAGCAGUUGCAGUUCGUCGUUGGAGAUGCUUGGAAAAACGCAUGGAGAAGGACACGGAGUUAGCGAGCAUCCUGCAUGAAAAGAUUGCGGAAUACAGAUCGAAAAACUACAUCCGCAAGCUAACGUCGGAGGAGCUGUCAACAAAAUACGAGCGGGUAUGGUACUUGCCCAUUUUUCCGGUGUACAAUCCGAAUAAGCCAGGCAAGGUCCGGAUUGUGUGGGACGCUGCCGCCGAAGCAUACGGGAUAUCACUGAAUUCGGUGCUCCUCACUGGCCCAGACCAGUUAGCGUCUCUUGUGGGCAUCCUGUACCAAUUCCGUGAGCAUCGAAUAGGCGUUUGUGCCGACAUCCGUGAGAUGUUCCAACAGGUCGACAUCAAUCCUGAGGACCAGCAAUGUCAGCGUUUUCUUUGGCGUGACCGCGACGAACACGGUGAUCCAAGCAUCUACGUCAUGCAGGUAAUGACAUUCGGGGCGAGCUGUUCUCCUGCCACAGCCCAGUUUGUGAGAACAAGAACGCCGAAAGAUUCGAAGAAGAACAUCCAACAGCGGUAG